CUGAUAUUAGAAGUUUGUUCUUUGUCGUUUUAAACUAAUAUUCCUACGUAUUGUACCUUUAAGGCCGUAAAAGUGUCAGCUUUAACCAGAGGAGAGUAGAAUUAAUACAUUCACAGUUCAAAAUAUGUAAGUCAUUUCUUUAUAUACAGUCAAAACUCAUUUACACCAAGCCAGUGACUGGACAAAAAUAUGUCCUAAAUCAAGGAAAAAUUCAAUUUUUUUCAAGUUUUUUACUUUUACCCAUCUCUGUUCAAAAGAUACCCUGUAUCAUGCAAGCAUUUGACAUUGUUGUGCUUCGUGUUGAUGAGAAUCAGUCUUCCUGACACUGGGUUUCCAAAAAGAUCUCAGAGGGAUUUGAGUUUUGUUGUACUGAGCAGCGGCCUUCGCCUGUCCCCCUAAAAAAAAGUGUUCAGCUCCUCCCCUAAUGGGAAAAAAAAAGCUGUACUCUCAUAUUUCCCCACUUCCUCUGUCCACCCACAACAUUCCCUUCCCGCUAUCAUCCAGACUGCUUCUCUGCCUGAGACACUAAACAAGUGUAGUGGCAAUGGAGGGCACAACAGAGUCAACAACAAGAGAGAGAACAACAGGAAAUGCUGGCAAAAGCGAGGCGAACCAGACGACACUGAUGUCCGGCAAGCCUCUCCAUCGCUUCGUCCAGAGAGAGCCCAGAUGUCUUGGGAUCGCCUUAGUGGUCUUCGGCUGUGCGGAGGUCCUGAUGGGGUUUCAUCUAGCCGGUGAAAAUCAGCCAAGUUCCUCUUUAAUCUACAUCCCCUUCUGGCAGGGAAUUCUGUUUCUCGCCUGUGGAAACCUGUCGAUCUACACGGAGAUACAUCCAUCCAAGAAGAUGGUGACCGUGUGUUUGGCCAUGUAUGUGGUUUCCCUCUUAGGAAUUAUAGUCUCUGCUGGCUUCAGGAUAUACUGCCUCACCUAUUACAGCUACCUAAACUACAGGGCCAGAUACAGUCGGGACCCAAUAUGGGCGACAUACAGAAUGAGCCUGCUCACCGGUAUUGAAAGCCUGUUGUUUGUUUCGUCCCUGUGUGUGUCGGGGCUUCUCAUCUUCUUGUGCGUCAUCGCACGUUUAGCUCUCAAGUCAACACGCACUCAGCUCAUUGUCCAGCACCUCCCCCUUCCUCAGAACGUCGGCACGUCAAACUGAGAUCGAACUUUUGAAGUAUUAUUCUGCAUUAACUAACACUGGUUUUCCGCUGCGCACCUUUCCUGUGAAAGUCAUAUUUCUGUGUACAGUAUACCACAUGUGUAUGAUGAAGGCAGUCGCCCUUUGGCCUAACAUCAGAAUUUAAAGUGCACUUAUAAGGGAAUAUCAUAACCUCUAAUCUCUUUAGCAAGGCUUGUGUGUUCUUACUGUACUGUACUAAACGUUUGGCUAUGUUAGCAAAGCAAACACGUCCCACUAGUGAUUAACUGCGUAGACCAAUAUUCACACGGCAGCCAUGUUCUUCUGACAUGGUGGGAAGCUCAAAUGUUGCGCUGUAGUGUUCUAGGAUCCGAUAAACGUAGGCAAUCUGACCUAUUUUUGCUGUUUCCUGAUCAAUGAGCGACUGUGAAGACAAAGGGUUGUUUAAACCGGAGGGACGUCAGAUGAUAUUUCAAGGUAAAACAACAGGUUCGAUAAGCGAUUAGCUUCCAUUAGGCAACAGCCAGCGUUAGUGUUCAACCGCAUUCUAGCCAACGCUACUGUUUUGAUGCAAUACGAUUAGGAAAACGUAAAAAUUUAUUCAGAUAUCAUUGAUUUUAAUAAUAGUGAAACACACGCAAUGUAACCAAACACUAACUUUAGCUAGGACAAUGUAGAACACUUACAUCAGCUAACAAGUUAAGAAAUAUGUUGUUUUUUUUUACUUGAAAUAUGGCCGAAUGGGCCUCCAGGUUUUCAUUAUCCACAGUCUUUUCAGUGGCUGAUCAAUUGUGAAAUUGUAAAAUUACAAACAUUUGUUGGAUUAUCUUCAUUUUUAUGACAUGCAACCAAGAGUACAGCCAAUCAUCAACCAAUCAUCCCAGAACGUGUGUGACAGUGGAGGAAAAUGUCCAUCGUCUGAGUGAAGUCUGUUGCAACGUUAUCGCAUAUUGUACAAACAACAGACUUUUUAAUGAGCCACUUAGCUGACGCUCCAUGUUUAUGUUCAAAUAAAUCUGUGUACAUUUUCCUCCUGUUUACUAAAAAAAUAUUUGAAUAAUGUGCCAUUUUUUAUACUUUUUUAUUGCUGUUACUUACUGUUAGCUUUAAACCCUUAUGUCAUCACUGUGUCCAGUCAUUAUUUACGUUAUCACCAUUAUCAUCACAGUAUCUGCAGUGUAUAGCCAUAGCUUAGACUCCACUUGCAGCUUUAAUAAUCACUGUGAACCUCUGUAUACACUUAGCUGAAGGCAUUUUACAGUUUGACUUUGGAUGUGGGCGUUUUGUUUACUGGACAGAACAUCCAUCCAUGAUUGCAGCUUUUGAUGUUUGUUUUUUUUUGUUUUUUUUUAAUGAAAUGACAGGACUUAUUUCUUACAGAUGAACUGAACUGAUAGAGUGGCAUCCAUCCAGCUUGCUUUUUUAAAAAAAAAAAGCUUUUGACUUGUGUGUUCACAUAAGUUCAUCUACAUGACUGUGAAAUGAAGAGCCUGUUUAGAAACCUGUUGCCUGUGUAUGUGUGAAAAAAAAUUGGUGUCCUUGCAAAAGAGGUUCCUGGGCGGGGACCACUUUAUCAAGCUUGCUUAGCUUUUUGCUCUAUCUGGUGCAAUAAAUGUAAUGUAUGUGGUCUUUGUGUAAAAAAAAAUGCAAUAAAACAUCAACAAAAAUA
Messenger RNA from Acanthopagrus latus (yellowfin seabream), 2807 nucleotides. RefSeq names its product membrane-spanning 4-domains subfamily A member 4D-like. The transcript is spliced from 7 exons. The record is from RefSeq and is a predicted model, not a curated record. NCBI's taxonomy places the organism in Eukaryota, Metazoa, Chordata, Actinopteri, Spariformes, Sparidae. The coding region runs from base 545 to 1159 and encodes 204 amino acids.